Molecule: messenger RNA, 2232 nt
Organism: Baudoinia panamericana UAMH 10762
Lineage: Eukaryota; Fungi; Ascomycota; Dothideomycetes; Mycosphaerellales; Teratosphaeriaceae
Exons: 5
Coding region: 1-2232 (743 amino acids)
Molecular function (GO): cholinesterase activity
Source: RefSeq, a predicted model, not a curated record
AUGGCCACCCGUAACAUUCUUAGCCUUCUCGCAUUGUCGAGCACCGUUAUUGCCCUCCCUCCCGCAGGACCUUGGCAGCAUGGACAGCAUGGACCGCCUGGACCGCCGGGACCGCCUGGACCUCCAUCUUGGCCAGGUUCAUGGCCAGAGCAGUCAUGGCAGUCGGGCUUCACAUCCACUGGCACAACAGCAGCAUCGUCCUCUCCAGCAGGUACUACGACAGUAGCGAGUGCGGGAAGCUCAAACGGAUCGAUUGCAAGCCCAGGAACCGUUGGAAGCGACCUCACCAUCAUCACGCACAAUGACCUGUAUGGCAAUAUGUCCGCUCGCACCGAUGCGGCCAUCGUGUUGUCCACACCAAUGACCGAAGCGCAGGCCCAAGCCGCUUGCGCAGCACUCAACGAACAGCUCUGGUCCCCUACACUAAGCAACGGUAGCUUUCUGAACUACCUAGCAUUCGAAGGCAAGAACGGACCCUAUUGGAUCGCCGGCCAACAGGGGGUAGACUGCAGAGACAUCACCGCUACCGGAGUUCAAGGCCUUUCUUCUUGUCUGAACCUACUACCGGCUUUGUGCACGCAGAGCGCACCUCUAGCUAACCUUAGCUACGCCGACAAUGCCACUACAUGGCAGACCACGGUGAGCACAGGACAGCAGACCUUGACCGGCUUUCGCGAUAAGUUUAGCUUCCGCUUUGAGGGCGUGCGGUACGCUGCGGAGCCCCAGAGGUGGACCUACAGUACCGUGUACAACGGGACCGGCCACUCGAAUGCUCUGGCGUUCGGUCCUCAGUGCUUGCAGGGUCAUGUUAGCGGUUCGACCGACUGCCUCUUCCUCAAUAUUUGGACUCCCUAUCUGCCGAAUGGCGUUCCACAGACGAGCCAGCUUAAGCCCGUUAUGUUCUGGAUACACGGUGGUGCUUUCACCAGCGGUACUGGCAGUGAUCCCACCUUCGACGGUGGUGCACUAGCGAGCAGAGGCGACGUCGUGCUCGUCACAAUCAAUUACCGACUCGGAACUCUUGGCUUCCUCGCUUUAAACGAUGGUGUCACGAAUGGCAACUACGGGCUCGCUGAUCAGAUUACGGCGCUGGAUUGGGUGCAUCAGAACAUCGCAAACUUCGGUGGCGAUCCGAAUAAGAUCACUAUCUUCGGUCAGUCCGCCGGCGCAGCAUCCGUACGAGCACUGCUUGCCAGCCCACGAGCGAUUGACAAGUACGCUGCUGCCAUCCCGCAAAGCAAUCUAGCAGGCAGCAACUAUGCCACCACCUACUCGCAGUACUACACUAUCCCGCAAGAAGUCGCCGCUGCCGCCAAUCCCAUUUUAAACGCCACAGGAUGCCUCAACGCGACCUCGCAAGUAGCCUGCCUACGCAAUGUGAGCCCAGCCGUUUUGGCCAAUCUCACCAUGAUCGCCCGCUUCCUUGUAGUAGACGGCACCUACCUCGUCACCGACGAGCUCGAGGUCAGCGGCCAAGGCCCCGCCGCCAACGUGCCCGUCCUCAUGGGCUUCAUGCGCGAUGAUGGCGCAGCAUUUAUCACCUACCCCACCGCCAAUCAAACCGUCUCCACCUUCCUGACGGCCAACGCAUUCAACCUCAGCACCAUCAGCACGCUGUCCGUCUUUCCCGAACCCAACAGCGCAAACACAACACUAAACGUUUUCAACACCACGGCCUUGAUCGCCACGGACUCCGAGUUCCGCUGCCUCGACGAAGCAACAGCCUACUCAGCCGUCCUGCACAACGUCUUCCCGGAAGUCUACUUCUACGAGUUCAACCGCUCGUACCAACUCAGCUUCUACAGCCCCAACCCGCCUGUCUGCCAACCACCCGUCACAGCCGCAUUCCCAUACGGAGAUCCUAGCGGCGAGUACUUCAAGUGCCACUCCGGCGAGCUCUACUACGUCUUCGGCACGGUCAUCUUUAACGGCUUGCCGCCACGAGACCAGAACGACAUACCAAUGUCACAGUUUACGGUGGAUACAUGGAGUGCCUUCGCACGUACAUUCAACCCGAACCCGGACCUUGGGUACUUGCAGGCUCGUGGUUUUACCAAUACGACGAGCGAGAUACAACGCGCGGGCACGACAUGGGCGCCGGUGACGAAUGGUAGUCUGACGUUGAGGUUGAUGCAGUAUCCGAGCGUGCAGGCGCCGUUUGGCAUCUACGAUGGACAAGAUCAAUGUCAGGCUUUGGGCUUCCCAAUCAAUUAUUGGGAGAGUCACUUUUGA